This is a messenger RNA of Thamnophis elegans (Western terrestrial garter snake), 1425 nucleotides long. RefSeq names its product interferon-induced transmembrane protein 1-like. NCBI's taxonomy places the organism in Eukaryota, Metazoa, Chordata, Lepidosauria, Squamata, Natricidae. The coding region runs from base 515 to 934 and encodes 139 amino acids. The transcript has 2 exons. Gene Ontology annotation, cellular component: plasma membrane. Gene Ontology annotation, biological process: response to type II interferon; defense response to virus; host-mediated suppression of symbiont invasion. The record is from RefSeq and is a predicted model, not a curated record.
ACAAGCCAGCAGUGAAACUAGGCGUUUCCCGAACGUUCGAUGCGAACCCAAAACCUUCCUUCCCCACGACUGCUAUAAAUGUUGGGAGUACUCGCAUCUUUACUCGAUCUGGUCCCGACGGAAAGGGGUUUCCCAAUAUUGGUCCGCCUACCGAAGUGCAUGGUUUGAGGCAGUCUGGAGCUCUAAUGUUACGCAAGUAUCACAAAAUAGCCAUUUUGGGCUGCCGCGGGGUAUGAAACAUCUGCUCUUAAGGCUUAAGCACAUGUUUCGAAACUCACGCAGCUCCCAACCUAUUGGCUGAAAGCCAGCGUCAUUCUCCACCUAGGAAGGUUCUCCGGGCUGGAGUCGCUCGGUUUCGUUUUCCUGAUCUCUGGCUCUGUUUCUUUUUUCUGAUCUCCCGCAGGCCCCUCGUCCCUCAAGUAGCCUCGCCCUCUGCUUUCCUUGAGUUUGGCGGCGCAGCCCUGCCCUCUCUGGUUGUGAGACGCUCCGCAGAGUUUGGGUCUCCCGGGCAGCUAUGUCGUCCGAGGCCGUUUGCCUCGACCUGCAGCCCCGCUCCUACGACGGCGCCGACAACGAGGAGAAGGGCUCCGCCGGCCUCAAACCUGCCUCGCGGAGACUCGCGGGGGAGCAGCCCAGUGACUAUUUCCUCUGGUCCUUGUUCAACCUUUUAUUCUUAAGCAGCUACUGCUUCUGCUGCCUCAGCUUCAGCGCCCUCGUCUUCUCCAUCAAGGCAAGGGAUCGUAAAGUUAUUGGAGAUCCUGAACGCGCAGCUAGCUAUGGGAAGAAAGCCAAAUACCUGAACAUCGCUGCCUGCCUUAUAGGCAUUGGAAUCACUGUUACUUGUUUCGUUGCAAUAAUUUUAAGUGCAGAAAAUAUGCUUAAAUUGGUCAGAGAAAUGAGGGAGAAACCCCAAUUAUUACAGCCAGAUCAAUGAAGAACAAAUAAUUCACCCAAGAUAUCAUUACCAAACAUUUUUUACUGCAUAUUGGCUGCAUCACUUUUCUAUCUCCUGUAUAUUUUCCCUUGUCAAAAGGAGGAUUCUGUGUAGUUUAGUACAAUUUGCCAUACUGACAGCAGGUUGCCUCUAGAAUAGAGUUUUUCAAUUGAAUUCUGCAAAGCUCCAUGACAACUUGACAGCAUUCACGAGAGAUUUAGAACCAAGCAAACAAAAUUCAAUUCAGUACAGCCAGUGGUAUUCAAAGCAACUUUUCUAAGGAAAAGCAAUCACAUCCCAAUAACUGAACAUUGAUUUCUACAGUUAAAACGUUAAAUUUCCAAGUAAUUGUGUAAGUUUUUGUGCACUAGAAAUGUUAAUUUUGCAUUUAUAAUACUUUACUUUUUAUACUAAGAUAAUUGGAGGAAUCAUGGGAGACUAGUUAAGAUAUCAGUUAUUUUGAAAUUAAAAUAAAUCACAAAAAACACAAA